GCGAGGGGCUCCGAGCCCAGAAGCGGCCCCGCGGCCCCGCGGCCCGCCCGUCUGAGCGCGUCCGUCGCCGCCGCCGCGCGCGGGGUGGGAGGAGCUGAGCGCCCAGGGAGGCCACCGGUGGCUUCCACCUGCAGUGAAUGUGCGCUCGAGGAGGGGCGACCCGGGCGAAGCGAGGCGCUUGUGGGCCGGCGCGUCGCUCGACAGAAGGCGCCUCUCUCUCCUCGCCCGCCCGCCCUUGCGCGUCUUCCUCCCGCCGCCGCUCCGCGCCCCGUCGCCUUGCCCAGCCAUGGAUGCACCCGCAGCCGGGGACGCGGCGGGCAGCACCCCUCAGCCCGUCAUCGUGCAGCCUCCCGGCAUCGCUCCCUCGCCAGCCUACCCUGCCCGGGACGCGCAGCAAGGCGAGCCGCUGCGCAUCGGCGAGGAGGUGCAGUUCAGCGAGGAGCUGGAAGACAGAGGUUUACUAGAAAGCAGCACAAGAUUAAAACCGCACGAAGCUCAAAGCUACAGAAAGAAGGCACUGUGGGUCUCAUGGGCUUCCAUUAUUGUCACACUGGCUCUGGCAGUUGCUGCCUUCACUGUCUCUGUAAUGAGGUACAGUGCAUCAUCAUUUGGAUUUGCAUUUGAUGCCACUUUGGAUGUGCUGUCAUCAGUGAUAGUUCUCUGGCGCUACAGCAAUGCAGCAGCUGUACAUUCAGCACACAGAGAAUACAUAGCCUGUGUCAUCCUGGGUGUGAUAUUUCUUCUAUCCUCUCUCUGUAUUGUGAUUAAAGCCAUCCAUGAUCUUGCAAUUAAGCUGCUUCCAAAAGUGGAUGACUUCCUAUAUAGUGUUUCCAUUUUAAGUGGAAUCCUGUGCACCAUCCUGGCAGUGAUCAAAUUUAUGUUGGGGAAUGUGCUAACAAGCAGAGCAUUAUUAACUGAUGGUUUCAACUCUCUGGUAGGAGGAAUAAUGGGAUUCUCUAUCCUUCUAAGUGCAGAAGUUUUUAAGCACAAUGCUGCUGUUUGGUACCUGGAUGGGAGUAUAGGAGUUCUAAUUGGACUUACAAUAUUUACUUACGGAGCCAAGCUACUUAUGGACAUGGUUCCCCGUGUACGGCAAACACGUCAUUAUGAAAUGUUUGAGUAAGACAGCUCAGCUUCUAGGACUGAAUAAAUUUUGCAAAAUCUAAUAACAUUCUACAACUGGGCAAGUGGUGCCAAUUGUAUUUACAAGAUUGUACUUGUUUCACAUGGUCUGGUUUCUUUUUAAUUAUCUUUCAAGGGGAAGUCUGUCUGCAUACAUAGGCAAAUAUGUGCACUGCUUAGAUUUCAGCAACAGCAGCAACAGCAGCAUUUUUUCUUUCAUGUGUGCUAUUAAAAUCCUGGAAGCGACAAUAGAAAUGAACACACGUCUAAUCCACCUGCCAUGUUUUGCUUCUGGAGUGACCAGAGUUCUUAAAGACUCUUAACAGCUGCCUGUAGAAAAGGACAUUUUAAAAAGGUGGCUUUUAUCAUUGUGGCGUAUGUGAGAUGAAUUGUACCAGGGGCUUCUACAUGCAAGAGAUUACUCCAUCAGAGAGGGAUGGGAGAUGGCCUUAGGUUCAUUGUCACCAAUACCUCAGUCGCUCUCUUCUGUAUAGAACACAUCAGUGUAUCGUAUUUGGUUAUGGAUGCCAGGAGACAACACUUGAUGCAUGGAAUUGCCCUCACCCCUCAGCAAAUGAUAUCUUGAAUAAUCACCCCUUUCCUGUUCCCCAAAUUGCGCAGUUCUCACAGAUUCCAAGAAUGAGGUUCUGAUUUCAUACUAUUUUAUAAAAUUCUCUGAAAUGCACAUAUAUCAAGCAACACGUAUAGUAUAUUAAGCUGCACGGACAAAAUACGCACAAGAAGUUAAUAUACAGGCAAAAGCCAAAAAAAAAAAGUAAGAUUGAAAUUUGAUUAUAUGUCUUUGAUUGUAUUAUGCACUUAUGUAGCAGUAUGUAUGACUAAAUACAGGUAUCCUGUUGUCUGGUAAAAGUGAGAGUGAUAAUUUCACCAAAUAGAACUUUCUAGUUGUGAAGACGUAGGCUAUUCUAUAGGUAUUCAUGUUCCACACACCAUUUUAUGUAAUUGGGAUUUACAAAUUACAACACUUAUAAUGUAUAAUCAAUAAAAUUGUUGCCUAUUUUA
Varanus komodoensis (Komodo dragon) is the source of this 2145-nucleotide messenger RNA. It is a transcript of the gene TMEM163, whose product is annotated as transmembrane protein 163. Gene Ontology annotation, cellular component: synaptic vesicle membrane. Bases 287 to 1123 code for a protein of 278 amino acids. The record is from RefSeq and is a predicted model, not a curated record. The transcript is spliced from 8 exons. Gene Ontology annotation, molecular function: zinc ion binding. NCBI's taxonomy places the organism in Eukaryota, Metazoa, Chordata, Lepidosauria, Squamata, Varanidae.